UAAGAUAACUAAGGGUAAAUAUACACUCAUGUCCCAGGCUAAGAUAACUAAGGGUAAAUAUACACUCAUGUCCCAGGCUAAGAUAACUAAGGGUAAAUAUACACUCAUGUCCCAGGCUAAGAUAACUAAGGGUAAAUAUACACUCAUGUCCCAGGCUAAGAUAACUAAGGGUAAAUAUACACUCAUGUCCCAGGCUAAGAUAACUAAGGGUAAAUAUACACUCAUGUCCCAGGCUAAGAUAACUAAGGGUAAAUAUACACUCAUGUCCCAGGCUAAGAUAACUAAGGGUAAAUAUACACUCAUGUCCCAGGCUAAGAUAACUAAGGGUAAAUAUACACUCAUGUCCCAGGCUAAGAUAACUAAGGGUAAAUAUACACUCAUGUCCCAGGCUAAGAUAACUAAGGGUAAAUAUACACUCAUGUCCCAGGCUAAGAUAACUAAGGGUAAAUAUACACUCAUGUCCCAGGCUAAGAUAACUAAGGGUAAAUAUACACUCAUGUCCCAGGCUAAGAUAACUAAGGGUAAAUAUACACUCAUGUCCCAGGCUAAGAUAACUAAGGGUAAAUAUACACUCAUGUCCCAGGCUAAGAUAACUAAGGGUAAAUAUACACUCAUGUCCCAGGCUAAGAUAACUAAGGGUAAAUAUACACUCAUGUCCCAGGCUAAGAUAACUAAGGGUAAAUAUACACUCAUGUCCCAGGCUAAGAUAACUAAGGGUAAAUAUACACUCAUGUCCCAGGCUAAGAUAACUAAGGGUAAAUAUACACUCAUGUCCCAGGCUAAGAUAACUAAGGGUAAAUAUACACUCAUGUCCCAGGCUAAGAUAACUAAGGGUAAAUAUACACUCAUGUCCCAGGCUAAGAUAACUAAGGGUAAAUAUACACUCAUGUCCCAGGCUAAGAUAACUAAGGGUAAAUAUACACUCAUGUCCCAGGCUAAGAUAACUAAGGGUAAAUAUACACUCAUGUCCCAGGCUAAGAUAACUAAGGGUAAAUAUACACUCAUGUCCCAGGCUAAGAUAACUAAGGGUAAAUAUACACUCAUGUCCCAGGCUAAGAUAACUAAGGGUAAAUAUACACUCAUGUCCCAGGCUAAGAUAACUAAGGGUAAAUAUACACUCAUGUCCCAGGCUAAGAUAACUAAGGGUAAAUAUACACUCAUGUCCCAGGCUAAGAUAACUAAGGGUAAAUAUACACUCAUGUCCCAGGCUAAGAUAACUAAGGGUAAAUAUACACUCAUGUCCCAGGCUAAGAUAACUAAGGGUAAAUAUACACUCAUGUCCCAGGCUAAGAUAACUAAGGGUAAAUAUACACUCAUGUCCCAGGCUAAGAUAACUAAGGGUAAAUAUACACUCAUGUCCCAGGCUAAGAUAACUAAGGGUAAAUAUACACUCAUGUCCCAGGCUAAGAUAACUAAGGGUAAAUAUACACUCAUGUCCCAGGCUAAGAUAACUAAGGGUAAAUAUACACUCAUGUCCCAGGCUAAGAUAACUAAGGGUAAAUAUACACUCAUGUCCCAGGCUAAGAUAACUAAGGGUAAAUAUACACUCAUGUCCCAGGCUAAGAUAACUAAGGGUAAAUAUACACUCAUGUCCCAGGCUAAGAUAACUAAGGGUAAAUAUACACUCAUGUCCCAGGCUAAGAUAACUAAGGGUAAAUAUACACUCAUGUCCCAGGCUAAGAUAACUAAGGGUAAAUAUACACUCAUGACCCAGGCUAAGAUAACUAAGGGUGAAUUAUUGUCCAGAAAGACAACAGGCUCAUCCAUACCACAAUUACAGACAUCAUGUAAUCAGAGUCGGACAGGCCAUGACGUCCAAGGGGAGCAACUCCAGCUUCCCCAUCCCGUGGUGAGUGACGAAGAGGUGCAGGAACUACAGCACACUCUAUCUGACCUGCGGUCACUAGCUAUAUCUGUCCAGCAGGAGACAGAUACCCAAAACGAGAAACUGGAUACAUUAACAUGUUCUGUGGACAAAGCUAAUGUAAGGAUGUCUAAGGUGAACAGUCGUGUAGAAAAACUGACGAAAUGAGUAUCGUAUAUGUGGCCUACUUUCUUCAUAACAUCUAUAGAGGAUAUUUAAUGUUUUCAUAACCGUGUAUAAUAUGUUCCACAAGUAUAGUAGAAUAUCACUACUUAUACAAGCAAAAUAAAAACAAAAUAUAGACCUGUAUUUUCUACCAGGUCUAUAAUUUCUACAAGUGAAAUGUAUAUAUUAUGAUAUACAGCAGGGAAAACCAUCAAAUUUUCUAUUUAUUUCUUUUUUUUAAAGUUACACGGUGCAAAUAUUCCUGCAUCAGAAAAGUGUAGCAAUUAGUAGCGCAAUAUGAUCUACCAGGUUCUAAUGUCACACUUUACAACAAGGUGGAGCACCAUUUUGAAUCACAUAUAACUCAAUGCAAUUCUGCUGUCUGUUGCUUUUAACUGGUGAGAUUUGUGUAUUUAUGUAAAUACCAUACUAUAUGUUACAAAUAUAUACCAAAACAACCACUUACUCUACCAUUGCUUCAUCUGAACUUGAAAUUGAAAG
Mizuhopecten yessoensis (Yesso scallop) is the source of this 2530-nucleotide messenger RNA. RefSeq lists its product as uncharacterized. The record is from RefSeq and is a predicted model, not a curated record. The transcript has 2 exons. NCBI's taxonomy places the organism in Eukaryota, Metazoa, Mollusca, Bivalvia, Pectinida, Pectinidae. The coding region runs from base 29 to 2032 and encodes 667 amino acids.